GGGCGCAAACUCAUCUCACGCCUUCUUGACAGCUACUUCCAUAGCAUUUCGGCUGUAUUCUUUUUCAUUUUUCUAAAAUAAGCUCCCCUAGUCCGAGACCUUUCCCAUUCUGCCCCUAAAGAUUUGCAAUCAUUGCGAUUUCCCGUCCUCUCCUCUCCUUCUCCCACCCCCCUCUGUCUGGCCUCUUGUCUUCCUUCGAUGGCUCAGAAAUUAUUCGGGCGUUGGUUUUGAAUUUUAUCUGUUGUUCGAGAAUCCGUUCGAAAAAGUGAGCGAGCAAUGAAAGGCAUCUCGUCGGCGCCGGGAGAUUACGUCCACUUCAAGUCGCAGGUCCCACUUUACAAGAUCUCCAUUGGAUCUAAACAAUGGAGGUACUAUGAUUUUGGUCCCAAGUCUGUGCUUCCCCUCAUCUGCAUCCCUGGAAUUGCAGGAACUGCUGAUGUCUACUACAAACAGAUCAUGUUCCUGUCCUUGAAGGGUUAUCGAGUGAUUUCUAUUGAUAUACCUCAGGUUUGGAAUCACCACGAGUGGAUUCAUGCUUUUGAGAAAUUCUUGGACACAAUCAAUGUUCAUCAUGUUCAUCUCUAUGGAACAUCUCUUGGGGGAUUUCUCGCACAAAUUUUUGCUCAACACCGACCAAGGCGUGUUAAAUCAUUGGUUCUAUCAAAUACUUUUCUAGAGACGCACAAGUUUGCGGCUGCCAUGCCAUGGUCUCCAAUUGUUAGUUGGACUCCUUCAUUUUUGCUGAAGAGACACAUCUUAACAGGAAUUCAUGAUGGUCCACAUGAACCAUUUAUAGCUGAUUCUGUGGACUUCGUUGUUGGCCAGGUUGAGAAAUUGUCAAGAGAGGAUAUUUCAUCAAGGUUAACUUUGAAUGUGAAUGUCACGUCAGUUGGUCCUCUCUUACUACCAGAUUCCUUUAUCACUAUAAUGGAUACAAACGACUACUGUGCUGUUCCACAAGAACUGAAAGAUCAAGUGAGUGAAAGAUACCCUGGAGCAAGGCGAGCAGUAUUAAAGACUGGCGGUGAUUUUCCAUUUCUUUCUCGCCCGGAUGAGGUUAACUUAUACCUUCAGCUUCAUCUGAGACGAGUAGGACUCGAAGCAAAACCAGCUCUCCUACAAGGUGUUUCAGGAGAUGGUAGUUCCGGGAGUUCUAGUGAUGAGAAGAAAGGUGGAGGGCACUUGGAUAAACCCCCAGAAGACCAUGGUAGCCCUGGGGCAGGUGAUGGUGGUGAUCAUCAGCCUCAAGCUUCAGGAUCUGAAGUUCAUGGUUUGGAUGAACAGUUCUUGAGUAAUAGAGAGAUUACCAGCAUGACCCUUGGGACUUUAUUCUUUCUCAUGCAAGCGCCAUAUAUCCCAUCUCUACUGGAAUUCUACAAGGGUGCAUUGUACAUUACUUGCAAACGGCGGUCAGAAUUUGUGUAAAAUAUGAAAGUCAUUUGCUGAAUGUUACUGUUCUCCAGUGCCUGGGCAAAAUAUACCGUCUCGUUACAGUGGUUGGAAUGUUAUUCUUCCAGAAUGGCCAUGGGCUGUAACAUAUAGGCACCCUUCUGUCCUUUCCAUUUCCUUUUUGAGAUUACCUUGGUCGAAUGCCAUGAGUGCAUGAAUUGUGCAUUUCUCUGAUCUAGGAAAACCACUUAUAUUCUGAAAUUUGAUUUUUUUUUUAAUUUUCAAUUUUGUAAAGAGUUAAUUGAUGAGAAUCUUGUACCGGAGUUGUUGAAUGUAUUAUUCUGUUAUGAUCAUCAACUCUGGA
Molecule: messenger RNA, 1753 nt
Organism: Elaeis guineensis (African oil palm)
Lineage: Eukaryota; Viridiplantae; Streptophyta; Magnoliopsida; Arecales; Arecaceae
Source: RefSeq, a predicted model, not a curated record